This is a messenger RNA of Syngnathoides biaculeatus (alligator pipefish), 1661 nucleotides long. RefSeq names its product G kinase anchoring protein 1 (gene gkap1). The transcript has 12 exons. Gene Ontology annotation, biological process: signal transduction. Gene Ontology annotation, cellular component: Golgi apparatus. Lineage: Eukaryota; Metazoa; Chordata; Actinopteri; Syngnathiformes; Syngnathidae. The record is from RefSeq and is a predicted model, not a curated record. Bases 198 to 1367 code for a protein of 389 amino acids.
GGCACAGCUCCGUUUCCGUACCAAUCCCAGCUAGCAACUAGCAAAGGAAGAGCUAACAGUGCUGUUCUUUCUUCAAACAGGUGAAAUUAAGACUUGGAUAACUUUCACUAUCCUUGCCACUCUACCACAUAAGUCGCCGUGUGCAUUGGGAAAAUCCGCGAGUGCUCCUUACUCUUCAUCAGUGUCAGGCUUUCUCAAUGGCAUCGUCAGCAACCAUCAUGGUCCCCACCACCGCCUCGCGCUUCGCCCCGCUCCAGAUCGACUCGGACUCCGACUCGGACCCCUCCGAGGCCGUGAAGGCGGCCGGCAAAGGCGGCGCCGGGAAGCAGCGGCCGGAGAAGUCCGCGGGGGGCAAAGCGCCUCAGGGCAACGACAAGAAGAAAGACAAGAGGAAGAAGAAGAAGGAACAGCAGCAAAGUGAAGCCAACGAGCUCCGCAAUCUGGCCUUCAAGAAGAUCCCGCAGAAGUCGCACGGCCAGCCGGCCUGCAUGACGCUGUCGAGAAUAGCCAGCGGGCUCCUCGGCGCCGCGCCGGCGUCGCAGCAAGGCUGGCAGCAGUGGAAGCAGAGGGACGAGCAGAUGACAUCUGAGCUCUACGAGGCCGACUUAGAGAAAGCUUUGAUCCUCAGCAAACUGGAGUAUGAAAAAAACAAUGAAAAAAACAAACAGCAGGCCGGCAACAGCAACCACGCGUCCUCGCCGAAGACUCGCAAAGACUGCGCCCCCGGCAGCGCCGCCGGUAGCGCGGCCGCCGGGGGCAGCGGGAAGGAGAAGAAGAAGAAGAACACGCAGGCCAAAGAGAAAAAGACGGUCUCUCUUCAGAACUUCCAAGCUGAAGGCAACGCAGAAGCUGUGAGCCGGAAACCCGAAAAAAAGGAAGCGUCCAACUCUGCUGCGGCGCCGGGCCAGGAGGAGCGUUUCUUUAACAAGCUGGAGGACGACGUCAACCGAAUAGUCCAGCGGGAGAAGCGACGCCAGCAGUUGAACAGCAAACAAGACGGCAACACUCCGGCAGAACGCGGCCCAGACCCCCGCGCCGAGCAGCUCAAGUACGAGCUGGAGAAGAAGGACCGGCAGAUCGUCGAGCUGAAGAAGACCAUCGGACAGUGGGAGGUCAAACACAAAGAGGUGAAAGCCAGAAACGGGCAGCUUCUCAAGAUGCUCCAGCAAGGAGAGAUGAAAGACAAAGCCGAGAUCUUGCUGCAAGUGGAGGAGCUGCUGCAUAUCAAAGAGGAGCUCUCGUCGCAGGUGACCUUGCUACACGCCGCUCUGGAACAAGAACGCUCUAAAGUCAAAGGUCUGCAGUCGGAGCAGCCCAAACAUCAGGGGAACAAGAGAGGGAAGAAAAGUUCCGAGGCGGAUCUCUGAUGAUUCCACUUGAAGUCCCAAGAACAUCGCGUUGGCAAAGAAACAUUCUUGUUUUGUUCCUUUUUUCUUUUUUUAUGUUGGACUGUAUCAGCAUGUAGUAGUUGCAUGCCUCUCUUUCACACUCACACAAAAUGGUUGUUAGUGCUGCCCCCUACAGGCACAAGUGCAUAGAGACACGAGUGCCUGAUUAAUUGUUCAAAAUGCCAAAAAAUCUUUGACAGACUUGGGACUUGUGAAAUGUUUCUAGUUUGGCCACUGUUAAAUAAAAGUAAAAUGCUUUUUCAGUGAAACAUU